Messenger RNA from Plutella xylostella (diamondback moth), 3907 nucleotides. RefSeq names its product Transmembrane O-mannosyltransferase targeting cadherins 3 (gene Tmtc3). Gene Ontology annotation, molecular function: protein binding; mannosyltransferase activity. Gene Ontology annotation, cellular component: endoplasmic reticulum. Gene Ontology annotation, biological process: protein O-linked glycosylation via mannose. Lineage: Eukaryota; Metazoa; Arthropoda; Insecta; Lepidoptera; Plutellidae. The record is from RefSeq and is a predicted model, not a curated record.
CUUGACGCGGCAGUUGUUCGUCGCUCUUCGGCAGUCGUCGGCAAGCCGACCCCGCGAGCAGACGUCUCCGCGCUCCUCGCGAACAAAUCAUCACAUGGAUGUCAAACCUCAAGAUUCAGUUCAAAUCUGUGACAAGUGAAAUAAAGCAACGCAAACUAUUCUCACACAACCCGUAUUUUAAUAGAAAAGAGUGUGUACCUUGUAAUUUUCGCCAAUUCAAUAAUACUCGUUUUGUUGAAUCUAAAUUUGCGUCCCGGUUACGAUCGCGAUCAUGAUAUAUUGUUUAUGAAGCUUAUAAAAUAGUUAUUUACUACUGGUUUCGUGGCAGGCAAGCAAGACAUUGGCAGGAAUAAUGCUUUGACCCAUUCGAAGAAAUACUAAGUUAUUAUUUGAGAAAAGGCGGGUGUGAAUUAGGAAGAGGCGAUGGAGCGGGUGAGCGGAGUGUGUCGGUUCGGAGGCGUGGUGUCAGCUGUGCGGACGCGGGCCGGCCGCAGCCGCCGGAGACUCAUGGGAUCCUCGCACCCUCACGAUGAGGAGCCGGAGACCCCGCACCGGGGACUCGGCGCCGUGCUCGUCCUCGCCUGUGUCCUCGUCUAUCACAACUGUUUGUACUGUGGUUUUGUGUUUGACGAUAUCAGUGCCAUAAAGGAGAACAGGGAUCUGAGACCUCAAACGCCAAUCUCUAAUAUAUUUCUCAACGAUUUCUGGGGAACACCUAUACAUAAGGAGCAGUCCCACAAGUCGUACCGUCCGCUGACGGUGCUGACGUUCCGCUGGAACUACGCCGUGCACGGGCUGCAGCCCGCCGGCUACCACCUCGUCAACCUGCUGCUGCACGCGCUCGUCUCACUGCUGUACUACAGAGUGUGCGCCAUGUUCCUGCCCGAGUUCGCCAGUUUCGUGGCCGCCAUCUUGUUCGCAGUGCACCCCAUACACACUGAGGCGGUGACGGGUGUGGUAGGGCGGGCUGAGAUGCUUUCCUCUUUGUUUUUCCUUGGUGCCCUGCUGUGCUACGCUCGCGCCGCCAGUCGGCGACGGUAUACAGACUGGCGCUACGUGGGCGCGUGUGCCGCGUGCGUGGGCGUCGCCAUGCUGUGCAAGGAGCAGGGCAUCACGGUCACCGGAGUCUGCGUGGUCUACGAGCUCUUUGUCGCACACAAGCGUCGCGGCUCCACAACCACCUCCCCCUGGUCGUGGCUAGAAGCCUGGGGGAAGGGCGCCGGCUGGGGCUGCGCGUGCGGCGAGGCGGCCCGCAGGGUCACCGCGGUUUGCUGUGCGUCUCUGGCUAUGUUGGCCGCUAGGCUGCACGUGAUGGGCGCUCAGCUGCCGGUGUUUACUAAGUUUGACAACCCUGCAGGGGCUGCGGCGCCGCCGGCUAAACACCUAACCUUCGCGUACCUGCCUGCCGUGAACGCCUGGCUGCUCACCCUGCCCGAAGCUCUCUGCUGUGAUUGGACGAUGGGCACGGUGAAGCUAGUGGACUCGUAUCUGGACACACGGAACUUAGCCACUCUGACUCUCGCCUGCAGUCUGAUUGCCGCUACCGUGCAUGCGUUGCGUACGAGGUCGUCUUCUUUGUCUAUGGGUCUCGCUCUCCUAGUGCUGCCAUUUCUGCCGGCGUCCAACCUCUUCUUUCCCGUUGGCUUCGUGGUAGCUGAGAGAGUGCUUUACAUGCCGUCUAUGGGCUGGUGCUUGCUAGUUGCCCACGGAUGGAGAUUGGUGGCCAAGAAGAGGGCCACUCUGGCCACUGCGGCCCUAAUAUUUCUAAUUCUGGCCUUCAGCGCCAAAACUUACUAUAGAAAUUGGGAUUGGAAGACUGAAUAUUCACUUUUCUCCUCUGGACUUAAGGUGAACCGUAACAAUGCAAAACUGUACAAUAAUGUAGGACAUGCCUUAGAAGCGGAAGGGAAGUACGCUGAAGCGCUCGAAUACUUCAACACAGCAGUCAGCGUCCAACCAGACGACGUUGGCGCCCAUAUCAAUGUGGGACGAACAUACAACCAUUUGGGACAAUACCAAGAAGCAGAAGAAGCAUACAAUAGAGCUAAAGCAUUGCUCCCAAGGGCAAAACCUGGAGAGUCCUACCAAGCAAGGAUAGCACCGAACCAUCUUAAUGUCUUCCUUAAUUUAGCCAAUUUAAUAUCUAAAAACGCAACAAGAUUGGAAGAAGCAGAUAUGCUAUAUCGUCAAGCUAUUAGCAUGCGGGCUGAUUAUACUCAAGCGUAUAUUAAUAGGGGAGAUAUUUUGAUCAAAUUGAAUAGGACUAAAGAAGCACAAGAGGUAUACGAAAGAGCGCUGUUGUAUGACAGCGGGAACCCAGACAUAUAUUACAACCUUGGAGUAGUAUUACUAGAGCAAGGCAAGGCGUCCCAGGCUCUAGCGUACCUGGACAAAGCACUAGAAUUGGAACCAGAACACGAACAGGCUUUGUUGAAUUCCGCCAUUUUGUUACAAGAGAUCGGAGCCGCAGACCUAAGGCAUCUGGCGAGGCAGCGGCUGCUCAAGUUGUUAGAUAAAGACGCAACCAACGAGCGCGUGCACUUCAACCUGGGCAUGGUGUGCAUGGACGAGGGCGACGCGGAGUGCGCCGAGCGCUGGUUCCGCGCCGCCGUGCACCUCAAGCCGGACUUCAGAUCAGCCCUAUUCAACCUGGCCCUACUUCUGGCCGAUCGUCGCCGUCCGCUGGAGGCCGCGCCCUUCCUGAAGCAGCUAGUGAGGCACCAUCCCGACCACGUGAAGGCGCUAGUGUUACUGGGGGAUAUCUACAUCAACUCUGUCAAGGAUCUUGAUGCCGCUGAGAGCUGCUACCGACGGAUCUUAGAGCUGGAGCCCGACAACGUGCAAGCGCUCCACAACCUGUGCGUAGUGGCCGUGGAGCGAGGCAAGCUGGCCAUCGCCGAGGAAUGCCUCACUCGAGCCGCUGCCUUAGCUCCUCACGAGAACUACAUCAAACGGCAUCUAGCCGUAGUCAGAGCAAGAAGAGCCUCCGCCGCCGCCACCGCCAGCGAACCACCCAAACCAGAAACAACCGCCACCGCCACCACCGAAGUCAAAGCGAGAUGGAACUACAUCCCCCAACAACCACCCGAUCCACAUGAAACAGACGAUUCAUAGCAACUCUAGUCAACCUGUUUAUAUCAUUAGGAAUCUACAGUUAUGUUUAGAGACUAUGGAUCUUCCCGCGAAGGUCAGGGAAUGAGCUGCCGGCCAAGCAUUGCCUAUGUUAAUGUUCAGGGUAAUAUAGGGUGUCCCGUGUGAGAGAGUGAACUGGAUGGAGGUAUUGUUGAGAGGUGCGUUGAGUUUGUGGAGUUUUGGGACACCCUAGAUCUCAUGGAGGGAAUCUCACUAUAUUUUAAUAAGAAUUGAGACGUUGUAAAGACAUAAACCGACCUGCAUUUGACACAUUAUGUACAGCCAUUAUGUAAUUGAUUUAUUAGCAUGAUCUCGUAGUUUCCAUUACGUAGCCUUUGGUGAUUUAGAGUUAAGUUUAUGUGACGAUUGUGUAUAAAUUAUGUACGUAGAAAAUGUCGGAUCGAGCUUUUGCUUUAGCCUGGUACUUGAUGUAUAACUUGUUUGUAAUUCAAUUCAGAUAAAAGUUACAUUUAUAACCACCUACACACAUAUAAAUAGUAAUUACAUAUUUUACCUAUUUUUCUCUAAACGUGUCUUCACAAUGCAAUGGCUCCUUUAUUUGAAAUGCAAGUGUUUUAUAUAAGUAUUGUUUAUUUUCAGAAAGUAAGUAUACUGAUAUAACAUUGCAUUGUGAUAUUAAUAUAGAAAAUGGUGAAUAUAGCCCAUGCUUCGACUUAGGCGUAAAGCGUAGCAUUGGUAGAAAUGCCCCAUAAAUGCCAUACCUACCAAUAAGUAUGAAUGAAUAUAGUGUACCGACUGUUUCUUGUCUGUCUUC